UCUUCUUGCUCUCUGUUUCCUUCCCUCGCCAUCCGGCAUCUGUUCCACGCCAUGAGAGUUCAGCUGCGUUCGCGGCUUGUCCAUCUUCGUCUUCGAAGGCGUGAGAUGGUCUGUUGAUUCUUGGCAUGGUUUCAUCUGCCCCCUCGUGCGCCUGCUCUUCUCGUAGGUUCGGAGCCGCCGUAAGCAACGAUAUUCUUGCCCUAUUCACGGUCGAGUUGUCUUCCUCGCUUGCGUUGCUUGGUCCAGUGGAGUUAGCCCAGGGAGAUCGCUGUUCGUUUGUGCUCCGGAAUCAGAGAAAUGACCGGGAAGGUGCGAUUCAGCCUCGAUCCACACUCGUCGCCGCAGAUGGACAAAAUUAAUGAGAAACCGCAGCUGGCCAUAGUUCACUCCCACUUAGAAAUGGGUUCUAUGGAUGGUAGAUCAGAACACGAGUUUGAGGAUGAAAGCCUUGUAACCCCUGUGAAUCUUUCCAGAAGGUCUAAUGGUCUGAAUGGAGGUUAUCAUGGUUCCUUUUCUACUGCUGAGCAAGACACCAGUAUCAGAAGUCUAAAUGAUAGUUUAUGGAGGACCUUAAAAGUAGUAUUGUUUACGUCCAAGAUUAACAUAUUGAUGCCUUGCGGACCUUUAGCGGUCUUCAUCCAUCAUUCGUUUGAUGAUAAAGGAUGGGUAUUCUUCCUAAGCUUGCUCGGCAUUAUUCCAUUGGCAGAGCGUUUGGGUUUUGCCACUGAACAGCUAGCAUUUUUCACGGGACCAACAGUGGGAGGGCUUUUAAAUGCUACUUUUGGAAAUGCAACAGAGUUAAUAAUAUCAAUCCAUGCGCUAAAAGGUGGAAUGAUACGGGUUGUCCAACAGUCAUUGUUAGGAUCUAUUUUGUCAAAUAUGCUGCUGGUCCUUGGGUGUGCAUUCUUCAGUGGAGGGAUUGUUUUCCUGAAAAAGGAGCAAGUUUUUGAUAAGGCAGCUGCUGUAGUGAACUCUGGACUGCUCUUAAUGGCAGUGAUGGGCCUGCUUUUUCCUGCUGUUCUACAUUCCACACAUUCAGAAGUACAUUAUGGCAAGUCAGAGUUAGCCCUCUCAAGGUUUAGCAGCUGCAUAAUGCUUGUGGCUUAUGCCUCUUACCUUGUUUUCCAGUUAAAGGACCAGAGAGAUUCCUAUGAUCCAGUUGGUGAGGAAGGAUGCCAAAAUGAAGGGAGCACAGAUGAUGAAGAUGAAGUUGCCGAAAUUUCAAAAUGGGAAGCCAUCACCUGGCUUGCAAUUUUGACUGUUUGGAUUUCAGUGCUCUCUGACUACUUGGUUGAUGCCAUUCAGGGUGCAUCGGUUGCUUGGAACAUACCUGUUGCUUUCAUAAGUGUAAUCUUGCUCCCAAUUGUGGGUAAUGCUGCCGAGCACGCAAGUGCAAUUAUCUUUGCCAUGAAAGACAAGCUUGACAUUUCUCUUGGAGUUGCUAUUGGGUCAUCUACACAGAUAUCCAUGUUUGGGAUUCCUUUCUGCGUGGUAGUAGGUUGGAUCAUGGGACAACCAAUGGACUUAAAUUUCCAACUCUUCGAGACCGCAACACUCUUUAUAACAGUACUAGUUGUAGCCUUCAUGCUGCAGGAGGGAACGUCUAGCUAUUUCAAAGGUUUAAUGCUCAUGCUAUGCUAUCUUAUCGUUGCUGCCAGUUUUUUUGUACAUGUUGAUCCUCCUGUCGACGAUAAAAACCCUUGAGGCGGAAGGCUGUUCUUGUUUCAUCCUUGGAACAUGAGGCUGAAUGACUGCAAGCAAGCCUGCCGUCGUAGACGCCCGCUUACACUUUUGGAUGCACGGUUCCAUGGAAGGACUAAUCACUCUCUGGCUCAGCAGAAGGGAUGGCAUGAAGAUUAAGCCAUGACACUGACUGCAUGUAAGUGCACAGAAGAGAACCCCAACUCCCCCCCCCCUCCCCACAAACAACUCGGAUGAUAUCAGGAUGCUAAGAGUUAGAACUGCAUCAUUUUUGCUGUAUUCAAUGUAGUGUCAUCCUUCUGUCCUUUCAGAUUUCUCUUCUGGCAAACCUUUGCAGAUUAUUGUAUACAAGAAAAUUUUCUUA
Messenger RNA from Musa acuminata AAA Group (dessert banana), 2065 nucleotides. RefSeq names its product vacuolar cation/proton exchanger 3-like. Gene Ontology annotation, cellular component: plant-type vacuole membrane. The transcript has 13 exons. Bases 298 to 1704 code for a protein of 468 amino acids. The record is from RefSeq and is a predicted model, not a curated record. Gene Ontology annotation, molecular function: calcium:proton antiporter activity. NCBI's taxonomy places the organism in Eukaryota, Viridiplantae, Streptophyta, Magnoliopsida, Zingiberales, Musaceae. Gene Ontology annotation, biological process: calcium ion transmembrane transport; intracellular calcium ion homeostasis.